This is a messenger RNA of Lolium rigidum, 2843 nucleotides long. Its product is annotated as probable LRR receptor-like serine/threonine-protein kinase At1g51810. Gene Ontology annotation, biological process: protein phosphorylation. Gene Ontology annotation, molecular function: protein binding; ATP binding; protein kinase activity. Lineage: Eukaryota; Viridiplantae; Streptophyta; Magnoliopsida; Poales; Poaceae. The transcript has 13 exons. Bases 1 to 2817 code for a protein of 938 amino acids. The record is from RefSeq and is a predicted model, not a curated record.
AUGGUGAUCAGCUUCCGUUGCUCGGAAAGUGCAAACCUGACAUGGAUCUUGGCGUUGCUGCUCAUCACUUUCACGCCGAUUCAAGUCUACGGCCAGUCUGCUUCUGAGUUCGUAAGCAUCGACUGCGGAUGGGUAAACAGUAGUAGUUACAUGGACGCCGCCUUAGUAAUACCAUACAGUUCUGAUGGUGGAUUUCUCGAGGGAGGACUAAGCCACGAGAUUUUACCAGAGUUCAUGGCUGAUACUGGCAAUGACCAGCAAAAAACUCUGAGGAGCUUCCCUGACGGCUCACGAAAUUGCUACACACUACCAUCCACCAUCGGUAAGAAGUAUCUACUGAGGGCCACUUUUACUUACGGCAACUACGAUAGGUUGAACAAGACUCUGGAUGGAUCGGUGUUCCUUUUUGGGCUCCAUAUCGGGGUAAAUUUCUGGGAGGCGGUGAACUUUACAAACUGGGAUCCAUCAAUCACUCAAUGGAGGGAGGUGCUCACUGUUGCUCCGGACAACGUAGUGUCCGUCUGUCUGAUAAACUUUGGUUCAGGGACUCCAUUCAUAUCGUCGUUGGAGCUGAGGCCAUUGGAAGAUACGAUGUACCCAUUUCUGAGUAGUUCCGUGUCUGUCAGGUACUUUCAUCGGUUCAGAUUUGGCAACAACGCAGACUUUAUCACAAGAUAUCCUACAGACCCGUAUGACCGGUUCUGGCAGAGCUGGUCUGGGACUAUCGGAGACUCCUACCCCUGGAUCAGCCUGAACACUAGCAGAACAGUGAACAGGCAACAAAGCAUUGAUGGCUUCCAGAUACCGCAGGCCAUCCUCCAGAAAGCCUCGACCCUAGACACGAACUACUCCUUUAUGAGCAUUGCUGUGGCAAUUGAUCCUAACCUGGACAGUGGGAGCCUGGAACUUCUCCCAAUCUUCCACUUCGCCGAGAUUGCCAGCGACAGUCCGAACAGGACGUUCAACGUCUACAGUGCUAGCGAGCUGCUGUUCCCAGACGUGUCCCCGUUGCCGAUGCGGGUAGACAGCAUGUACCCGACAAAUCGGUUCUUAGCUAAUCGGUUCUUGAGCAACAAAUACGCCUACUUUUCCUUGAACAAGACGGCCAGCUCGGGGCUCCCACCGCUCAUCAAUGCGUUCGAGCUGUACUCACUUGUUCGGAUGGACAACUUCACCACUUCUUCUGAUGACGUCCAUUACAUCAAUGCAGUAAAGAAACACUACAAUUUGGCAAGAAUAAACUGGACCGGAGAUCCGUGCUCCCCGAGAGAGUAUAAGUGGGAAGGCCUGACUUGCGACUAUUCCAACGGCAACCAGAAUCCGAGGAUUGUUCGAAUAAAUAUGUCUACCAGCGGACUGAGAGGUCAAUUAGCCAUAUCGUUCUUGGACAUGCCAUCACUCGAAAAUUUGGAUUUAUCACACAACAAUUUGACUGGAGUGAUUCCAGACUAUCAACUAAAGUCACUUAAAGUUCUUAACUUGUCAAAUAACAAGCUUGGUGGACCGAUCCCUGAUUCUAUUCUUCAACGAGUUCAGGCCGGUCUGCUGGACUUAAGAUUAGAAGGAAAUCCUGUAUGCUCAAACAACAAAGAUACGUACUGCUCAGAUAAGAUGACAAAGAGGAGGACCACACCUAUCUUGCUCAUCGCAGUGAUAGUUCCUGUGGUACUGAUAUGUCUCCUAGUAGGGAUGUGCAUAAUCUGGAAGUUAUACUGGAAAGGAAAGGAGAGGUCAGGAGACAAUGAAGACUAUGCUAUGUAUGAAGAGGAAAAUCCCCUACAUAUUGACAUCACACGGUUCACAUACGCAGAGCUGAAUCACAUAACAAACAGCUUCCAGUCAAUUGUUGGAAAGGGAGGUUUCGGUAUUGUUUAUCAUGGCAUACUGGAAAAUGGAGAUGAAGUAGCUGUUAAAGUGCUUAAAGAGACAUCAAUAGCAGAGUCAACAGACUUCCUCCCUGAGGUGCAAACCUUGUCCAAAGUUCAUCACAAGAAUCUUGUGACUUUGCAAGGAUAUUGCCUAAACAAGAAGUGCCUAGCACUCGUUUAUGACUUCAUGCCCAGAGGAAAUCUUCAACAGCUUUUAAGAGGAGGAGAGGACUGUAGUUUGAAUUGGGAACGAAGACUCCAUAUUGCAUUUGAUGCCGCACAAGGACUAGAGUACCUACAUGAGUUAUGCACCCCAUCAAUAGUGCACAGAGAUGUGAAGACCCCCAACAUCCUUCUAGACAAGAAUCUCAUGGGGAUAAUAUCUGAUUUUGGGCUUUCGCGGGCUUUUAAUGAUGCACACACACAUAUAUCUACUGUGGCUGCUGGCACUCUUGGUUACCUCGAUCCUGAGUAUCAUGCAACCUUCCAAAUCACUGUCAAGACGGAUGUUUACAGCUUCGGCAUUGUGUUGUUGGAGAUCAUUACCGGCCAACCCCCAGUAAUCAUGGACCCUCAAACCAUUCACCUACCAAAUUGGGUGCGCCAAAAGAUAGCCAAAGGCAGCAUUCAUGAUGUCGUGGACAAGAUGUUGGAUCAAUAUGACGUUACUUCCUUGCAGGGUGUGAUAGACCUUGCUAUGAACUGCGUUGAAAACGCAGCCAUCGAUAGGCCGACCAUGACCGAGGUUGUGUCAAGGCUCAGAGUGUUUUUACCAGCAGUUUCAAGUAAAAAGCAGUCAGUUUCUGUGUCCCCUCAACAUAAGAACUCCAUGGAUACUGAAAUUACAAGGAAGUUCGACUUGAUAUCGGGAGCAAACAACCAGACCAGCUCCAUCCAGUCAGGUUAUACUGGUGGGAUGUCAGAAACCAACUUCUUAUCUGGACGGUGAAAGGCCAAUGCCUACUGAGUUAUAUU